GUCAUGGUCCCCCGUGGGCGUGGAUCGAGACACAGGCGAGCUGCGGGUGACACGGGCGCUGUCCCUGGAGGCGUCGCCAUUGCGUCUCGUCGUGGGCGCUGCCGACGGAGGCUCGCCACAGCGCUACGCCUUCGCCAACAUUACGAUCUAUAUAAGGAAUAUGUCCGAACCCUUACACGUGACAGUCAACAAUUCCACGGAGUCCAGUCUUGAGGUGUGCUGGUCGCCCCCCGCCCACGGCCGCCCACAGGGUUACGUCCUCACCUACACGCCCACGACCGCCCACAAGACCUACGAGAAGGGUUCGCUCAACCUCACCCUCGAUGAGCUGCAUUCGAGGGUAGUGGCCCCAGGCGCAGACGAAGGCGUUUCCCCAACACCACCCCCCCCGGGGCGAGAAAGGGGGGCCAGGAGGGGCGGGGGCCCUUGGGAAAUUUUACCGCUACUGCCGGGUGGGGGCCGGGCCGGGGUGGACGGAGUACUCGUGUCCGUGGGGGGGGGCGUGGGCGGGGGCCAGGUUGUCCCCCGGGCCGCCCCGCCGCUCGGGCCACCACCCGGUUUUGAACUAUCAGUUUUUGGCUAA
Molecule: messenger RNA, 583 nt
Organism: Penaeus monodon (black tiger shrimp)
Lineage: Eukaryota; Metazoa; Arthropoda; Malacostraca; Decapoda; Penaeidae
Product: protocadherin gamma-B6-like
Biological process (GO): cell-cell junction assembly; homophilic cell-cell adhesion; adherens junction organization
Cellular component (GO): catenin complex; adherens junction; membrane
Molecular function (GO): cadherin binding; calcium ion binding
Source: RefSeq, a predicted model, not a curated record